Hypanus sabinus (Atlantic stingray) is the source of this 4413-nucleotide messenger RNA. It is a transcript of the gene acer3, whose product is annotated as alkaline ceramidase 3. Gene Ontology annotation, cellular component: endoplasmic reticulum membrane. Lineage: Eukaryota; Metazoa; Chordata; Chondrichthyes; Myliobatiformes; Dasyatidae. The coding region runs from base 21 to 1046 and encodes 341 amino acids. The transcript is spliced from 11 exons. Gene Ontology annotation, biological process: ceramide metabolic process; phytosphingosine biosynthetic process. The record is from RefSeq and is a predicted model, not a curated record.
GCCCGCCUCAGACCACAAACAUGGCACCCGUCUUUGACAGGCCAGGCUUUUGGGGUGAGCCUACUUCCACUCUGGACUGGUGCGAGGAGAAUUACGCCGUGUCCUUCUACGUGGCCGAGUUUUGGAAUACUGUAAGUAACCUGAUUAUGAUUGUGCCUCCUGUCUAUGGUGCGAUUCAGACUGUGAGGGAUGGUCUUGAAACUCGAUACUUGGCUGCAUUUUUGGGCCUUGCAGAUGCUGCUGAACCUGUUGAGUUCCUCCAGCAUUUUAUGUGUGUUUGUGAUGUGAAAGCUGUUGGAAUAGGGUCGUGGUGCUUCCACAUGACAUUGAAAUAUGAAAUGCAGUUGUUGGAUGAACUUCCCAUGAUCUACAGCUGCUGUAUAUUUGUCUACUGCCUGUACGAAUGCUUCAAACACAAGAAUACACGCAACUACCUUCUAGCUUUUAUUCUGGUACUAUUCAGUGGGAUAGUGACCAUAGUAUAUCUCGAGUGGAAGGAACCAGUGUUUCACCAGGUUAUGUAUGGUUUUCUAGUUGGGUGCUUAGUCCUGCGAUCUAUAUAUAUUGUUACCUGGGUCUACCCAUGGCUGCGACCUCUUGCCUAUACCUCCUUAGGUGUGUUCUUGAUGGGCUUUAUUCUCUGGAAUGUGGACAACAUCUUAUGUGAUAAUUUGAGGGAGGUCAGGCAAAAAGUGCCAUUCCAUCUCCUUGGUGCCCUGACACAAUUCCAUGCAUGGUGGCACAUUCUAACAGGCCUAGGCUCAUACCUGCACAUUCUUUUCAGUUUUUGCUUGGCGUUUGGCCUGUUAUCUGGGUGGAGACACCUCCUAAGAAGCACUAAAAGACAUCGGAAGUCAAAAUCUCUGAAAAACAACAAGCUGUACCUCAGCCCCUGGGAAUCAAUGUGCCAGAUUCUGCGGAGUUGGUGUCUUGUGAGUGAAAGGUUUCAACGGAAUCAUGACAAGAAGAAACAGAGAGAUAUUUCCGAUCAUGCCAAGUUUUUUGUAUUUAUUUUUGUAAAGCACUGCCAGGUGUGGUGGAAUUAAAAGGGUUGUUUUCAAUUUAAAGUAGGUAGGCAGGGGGGCACUGCAGCUUGUAUAAUGAUUGCUAGGUUUUUGUUAACACCUCAAAUAACCAACUAAACCCGAGAGCAGCUAAGUUCUUUUGGCCAAAACAUUGAACAAAUAUGGGAAACUAAUUGCUCUUUACAGCAUUUUUUUAUUUUUAAUUUGGCUCUUGUUCACAGUUCUGCCCAUCUCAUUAAAUAAUCUGCCAUUUGUAGACUGUGUCCAUAGGCACCGUCUCAUGAGAAGUGCAUGAACGAAGGUUAAAGUACCAGCAGUGAGCAAGGGUUGAGUUGCAGGGGGAUGGUCAGGGAGAGGGUGUGGGUGUCGGGAUCAAGGGCAGAUAUUGGGAAAAGUGCCGGGGUUAUACUCCCUCUUCGUUCCAUUGUUUCCACUUCUGCCUUGGCUCCUCACUGGCUGCGUGCUGUUCUCCGACAAGUUGCUGAAUUUUUAUCAUGGGAUGUUUGGUAGGGGAGAGUGGUAUAGGUAAUAAAUUAUGUUUGUGGGGAGGAGUGUGUUCAUGCAUUUGGAGUGAAAAUCCUCUGUGUUGCCAUCAUUUUGGUUAGGAAGCAAGAAGCUGUUGAGAGGUGGCAGCAAACUCUCAACAAAGGAUUUGGAUUCCUUUGUAUAUGAAUUUGUGCUGGUCACAUAAACAGUAAAUCAUUUUUGCGUGUGUAUGUGUGUGUGUGUAUGAGUGUUGGGUAAGGAGAGAUGGAGCACUCCACUGAAUUUAAACUAUUCAGAUUGAGACUCAUUUAUUUAUCAUUGCACUUACAUACUGGAGGGAGGAGGGGUCACUGGUUCUAGUGCCUCCUGCUGCCCGCAUAAACCUCCUACCCCCGAACCCACCGACCAGGGGAGCUGUGGGGGCUGCCAGCACUCGUGCUCGCUGGUCUUUGUCCUCAGUGCUUUCCGGCUCGACGUCCAUCCACAGGAUGUCCUUUGUCACAUGUCCAUGUCACUCGUCUUUAAGCGUGGAGAGGAGACCUAUACUCUGACCUGAGCUCAAAUUCUUCCACAUCACUUUCCCUAAACUAUGCAUGACCCCUAGCUCCCUUUACUGUCUCCAAAACCAUCCUUUCAAACCUAAAAACUACAACAGCCUAUUCUGACCUUGAUGGAGGCUGUAGCUUUGCACCAUUUUGACCAACACAACUUGUCCACCCUCUUCCAGAUGCCCAUAUUGUAGCUUUAAAUCCCAAAUAAGAACCCCUGUAGUUCAGUCAGUAUCCUUCCUAUAUAUAGUGACAUACACCAAAGAGUUCAAGAAAAUGAUUUGCUGCCACAGUUUCUGUGGGGAGUUUGUACACUUCCUUUCUCCACUGGCUGUGCAACAGACUUCAGUUCUUGAGUAGUUUCACUUUGCUUAUGAGAAGAAAUUUGGUCUCUAAAACUUAUUUAGGAAUAAGUAAUAUAAUUCUUCAUUAGCAUUUGUAUGUGGUUCAGUCUAUUCUUGAGCAGCUAUAAAGAGUCUGGCAUCUUUGCUCUGUUCUUUCUGCACACACCACCAUACCCCCUCCCACCCACUUUCCCCUGCAGUGGUUACAUGCCCUUUUACCAUGUUUAACAGUAACUUUCAAAACAUGAACAUCAAAAUCGUGUAUUUUAUUUUAUUUAGAGAUACAGUGUGGACUGGGCCCUUCAGACCUAAUGAGCCACACCACUCAGCAACCCACCUAUUUCAACAUAGCCUAAACAAAGUAAAUUUACAAUGACCAAUUAACCUACUAACCAGUGCAUCUUUGGGCUGUGGAGGAAACCAAAGCACCUGAAGGAAAGCAGUCCUGACAAAGGGUCUCAGCCCAAAACGUUGACUGCUCGUUUCCAUGGAUGCUGCUCGACCUGCUGAGUUCCUCCAGCUUGUUUGUACAUGUUGAUUUGACCACAGCAUCUGCAGUGUACUUUGUGUAUACUGAAGGAAACCCAUGCAAUUCACGGGGGUGGACAUACAAACUCCUUACAGACAGCACCGGAACUGAACUCCAAACUCCAAUGCCCUGAGCUGUAAUAGUGUCAUGCUAACCGCUAGGCUAAUAUCUGAAAAGCGCCAUCAUGUUUAUUUAAUGUAUAAUCCAAUGUAGUUGCUUUGAGAAAGUUUUACAUUCCAGAAGUAAAUUGCGUACAUUUUUUACGAGACUGCAGUGGUUCUUCUGUACAGUGCAAUGUUUAUUUAGCACUGAUGUCAGGCGAUUAAGGUCAGUGUAGAAAGGUCGUUUGCUUUCUCUGUGUAGUUUCAUUUUAUUCUGCAGGGGUUUAUGUGGCAGCCCACGAGGAAUUGAUGGAAACGCUGUCAAUCAUGCCGUUAAUUUGAAGAUCCACUGUCAGUAUCAAUAGUAUUGAUUCACUAACAUUAUGUAUAUUCUCAAGCUGCUAAUACACUGCCUAGAUAUGUUGUAGCUGGGUCCAAGAAUGUAACAAAAAUUAUUGUCGAAAAGGAAGGCAUGUACCGAAUAUGUUUCAUUGUUGAAAUUAAAACCCUGGUGACUACUGAUGUAAAUGCUUUGCUGAAUAUAGUUUUUAAGUUUGUUUUUGCAUAGUUUUUAAGUUAACACUUCUGCCGAAUUAGUAACAUGGGUAGUGAAUAUGACUCCUGUAUUUUGAUGAUUCCAAAAGGGCAAGAUGAACAAAUGGCCAUGGUCAGUUUGUCCAAGAGCCUUGAGUCUUCCCCUUGUAAGAAAUAAACACUCCCCCCCCCCCCCCGCCACACCCACACUACCCACCACAUAGCAACUCCAAACACUAUCAAGCAACUGGACAACAAAAUACAUUUAAAUGAUGUUUGAUUGAUUGCUGGAUGUGUACUGUAUCUGAUUCUUCGUCUAUACCCCUCAAACCUCUCACUGCCAUGGUGCAAGUGAUUGUUGGAACAAUUUCCCCACUUAAAUAGCACGUGGAAAUGAUGUGUUAUCUGCAUUGAUAUUUGUAUUCAUUUUUGCUUUUUUCUCAAUGAUACCUAAUUAAUAAAUCUCUUGAUAAUUUGAGCACACAAGCUGUACACUCAUCCUGAUGAAGGGUCUCGAACUGAAGUGAUGACUGCCCAUUACUCUCCACAGAUGCUGCUAGACCCGCUGAGUUCCUCCAGCAUCUAGACUGUUGCUCCAGGUUCCAGCACCUUGUAACUCCCUGCACUCAGCCAAAGGCCAUGAGUCUCCAAGUCACAGAGCUCCAUGCAUUUGACACUUUAAUGUUAAUUUGUUAGUUCUUUCCUCUCUGAUGGUUCAAAGGGCUUUCAAUCUGCGCUGGGAAUUCUGUACGAUCAUUCCUAGCCUGAGCAGGAGGGGAUUGCUUUGUAUCGGAUCAUCUCUGGUGUGCGCCUCCAAUGCACUGAUCUGUAUUGUGUGUGUGUGUG